CGCAAAACGCGCUACAGUACAUGUAGUUACAUGUCACCCAACGCGUGAUCGCGCACUCUUUGUUUGACCAGUCAAUGCCCAUUCAAUCCACACCAAGGCACUUUCUCCUACUCUCUCACAAUUUUCUGUGCCUGUGAAAAUAAGAAAAUCAAUCCCACCCACCGAGGCAUCGAAGCCAGCCAGCUUUGUGAUUCGAUUCCUGUUACGCGAGUACUCUAACUAUCAGCGGUGAACAAACAAAUAUGUCGAACUCCCAGUGGUCAGCGGCAGUUCCACCUCAUUUUUCGAUUGCAUUCUCCUUUUUAUGAGGAGGUUACUUUUCUUUUUUGGAGCUUUGGAAAGGGAAAUCAACGUCGAGCUAACCGAGUUUCAUGUGCUCCCCAAUCUCCAGGAGGUCGACCGUUCUCUACCCCAACAUCCUCAACUCCCGAUCCAACUCCUACGAGGUCGAGGAGUCCGAUGCGAAAGGACCGGCUACCCUCAACGAGCAGCACAGCCGCCGGUCCGCCUCGUCCACGCCGCCGUCAUCCUACGACUCCGGGCCCGACAUCCCGUUCCACGCUGCUACUACAUCUACUCCCACUGUCACCGUCACUCGUCAUAGCCAUAGCCCCGUGACGGCAGCGGCUUACAACAACAACAACAACAACAACAACAACAACAACAACAACACCGACACCGACACCGACACCGACACCGACAUCCCCAACCCAUUCUCCAUCAGCUCCCAGCCCAUCAAGGGCCCCCCGAUCCCGUUCCCCCGGUACCUGCAAGCGGAGAUCGCCAAAUGGCACGAAGCCAUCCGGGGCCAGCGGCGGAAGAAGCGCCCGCCGUUCUCCUACCGGGGCGAAGGGGUGAUCCGGGAGUACAAGGUCUUCGACCGCACCGGCCAAGAGCUGCGGCUCUGCCAGUAUCCCCUGAAGAGUCCGCGGACCAACGUGCUGGUGGCGUAUGAGGCGACGGCGGCGGCGGCGGCGGCGGGGGCAGGCCCCCCGCGGACGGGUUCAGGUUCCGAGGCAUCUUCCGCGUCCGCAUCCGCAUCCGCACCACCAGGAGGGAAGAUCGUGGUCUGCAGCCUGCCCCACUCGAGCCCAUUCGGUACGUUUCUGAGACAAUGGACGCCCGCCGAGCAAGAUCCCCCGCCGCCGUCGUGCGCGGUGCGCGUCUGGCGGAUGAAGCCUGGGCAGGAGAUCGUCUAUGACCCGGCCGCGUGGGAGUUCAUCGACGGCCGGAGGGAGAGGGAGCAGCAGCAGCAGGGGGGAGGAGGAGGAGGAGGAGGAGGAAUGGCCACAGCUGAUGUUCGCCCACGGCCGCAAGAGAGGAGAGCUAGUGAAAGGGGCGUGCCUGCCAGGUCGGCGAGAUCGAAGUCUGCGCAGCAGCAGCAACAGCAGCAGAAAGUGGUCGCGAGCACAACUCGUAUGGCCAGUAUAUCCUCAGACAGAGAUUCCUCCCCUCUGUCCGAGGUGGUCGACGACACGGACGAGGAGUCAUCCUCAGUGAGUGAGCCUAUCCAGCAGACCAGAAGAAACCCAAAAAGACAGCAACAGCUUGCCCCAACGUCGCCAUCGUCGUCGUCGCCGCCGGUCCCGAAACGGCGCAAGACGAACCAUGCGGACCCGCUGUCCUUGCGCAAGGUGACCGGCGGCCUGGUGUUUGUGCUGUGCUCGGAGGACAAGCCCAAACGGUUCGUCUUUGUGGCCACAUGCAACACGGUGGAUGAUCUCUUCGCGCAGGCCCUCGACUUCUUUCGCCUACACUACAAGCUCACGGAGCUCAAAUAUCUGUGUUGCGAGACGGAGGCGCACGGCGAGGUGUGGCUUCCGCGGGGUGGUCAUGAUGAGUUUGAUUAUAUGAUCUGGGUGGCCUUGGAUAGCUUGAAAGGGAAGGAAAAUGUUCCAGCUGUGGAGAUCAAAGUCAGACCGGUCAUUGUACCUUGAUGCCGCGGUUGGGGGGCAGAAAUAGCGCGGCUCUUGCUGGGUGCUCAUUGCCGGCGCUUUCUUGAAUAUAUCUUAGUAUCACCGGUACGGACGCUUGAAAAGUAGACGGGUCAAUCCGGGAUCUACCCGGUUUCCAAUGUACGCUUGUAUCUAUGUAGUGGUACAGGACAACUGGCCGACUCCGAGAGACAUG
This is a messenger RNA of Aspergillus fijiensis CBS 313.89, 2130 nucleotides long. RefSeq lists its product as uncharacterized. The record is from RefSeq and is a predicted model, not a curated record. Bases 372 to 1937 code for a protein of 521 amino acids. Lineage: Eukaryota; Fungi; Ascomycota; Eurotiomycetes; Eurotiales; Aspergillaceae. The transcript has a single exon.